This is a messenger RNA of Emericellopsis cladophorae, 1188 nucleotides long. RefSeq lists its product as uncharacterized. The record is from RefSeq and is a predicted model, not a curated record. The transcript has 3 exons. NCBI's taxonomy places the organism in Eukaryota, Fungi, Ascomycota, Sordariomycetes, Hypocreales, Bionectriaceae. The coding region runs from base 1 to 1188 and encodes 395 amino acids.
AUGGCACCCGAUCGUUAUGACUCGCGCCGUCGUGGUGUCUGGAGCCACUGGGUCCCUCUGGCUGUCACCCUGACAAUUGCAACAGCUGGAGUGGCAGCGUGGGCUUGGAGCCAGAGGGGGGGCUCGGAUGAGGAGGGACAAGAACCUGGAUUGGACUACGACAAUGCCGACUAUGGAGACAACCCGCCCUACGGUACAGCAGGCGACGACCGAGCACCUCAACAACCGCCGCGUCCUGGCGCAUCGCUCGGCGAUCACGAGAGCUAUGGAGUGCAGGAUGCGGCCCCAAGUGAGAUUUCCGCUGGAGGCUGGGGAACGCGCAUGUCAGGUGCGCUGAGGCGCACACCGAGCCCGCAGCAAUUCCUCGACUCAACUGGGAAGACUGUCGCAGCCGGUUUCGCGGCCGCUGGUGCGGCCAUGGGCAAGGCGUUGGCCUCGAUUCGCGAAGAAGACAAAGCAUACGCUGGUAGCAACCCAUGGUCCGAAGAAGCGGAUGCGAAAGCCGAGCGAGCGCCUGUUGGACCUUCCAAGCAUAGAAGAACAGUGGCCGUUAUCGUGUCCGCAGACUCGCCCUACACGCAAGGAGAUGCCGAUGACUAUCUGGAGCACGCAAACGACUUUUCCAAAAUCAAGCUGUUCGUCUUGAUCUAUGCGCCGCAUCUGAAAGAAACCAACCUAGAGACCGCGACUGGUAACCUGCCGCCUCCCUCAUUAAGCUCCUCCUUCUCUAACAUUGGUCCCGAACAAGCCCAACCCAGCGAGGAAGGGCGCACAUCACAGUCUACCCCCACCCCAAGCAGUGCAGCUUAUAAUGCCGUAUACUCGCAGGCAUUGGCGAUCGUUGACAAAGAGACGAUGAUACUUCCUUUUACUACUCCAAAUGGCCACACGCACAUUUUGCGUCAUCUCCAGCCGGAAAUCAUCUACCUGCAGGAGUCCAUGGCCGGAGACAACGGCAGCAUCAUUUCCAACCUGCAGACGUGGCUUCGUCAUGAGAUUGUCCUCGUUGUCGGUGCUGAAGGCGGCUCAGGCGGCUUGGCCGAUAGUGAGUCGGAGGCUGAACGCUCGGGACAACCUGAGAAAUGGUGGCAGAAGCCAGAGAGGGUGGGUCGCGGACGAGGUGUCGUCGUUGUCGACGGUAUGCGCGUCAACGACGACUGGGCCCGGCGCGUGCACGGCGUGGAGUAG